Eptesicus fuscus (big brown bat) is the source of this 1220-nucleotide messenger RNA. RefSeq names its product retrotransposon Gag-like protein 8. The record is from RefSeq and is a predicted model, not a curated record. Bases 27 to 368 code for a protein of 113 amino acids. The transcript has a single exon. NCBI's taxonomy places the organism in Eukaryota, Metazoa, Chordata, Mammalia, Chiroptera, Vespertilionidae.
CAGCGCAGACAAGCCAGCGCGGUGCGAUGGAGGGCCGAGUGCAGCUGAUUAAGGCCCUCUUGGCCUUACCCCUCAGGCACCGGAGGCGUCGGUGGAGGAACCCGAUCCCCUUCCCUGAGACGUUUGACGGCGACACCGACCGGCUCCCGGAGUUUAUCGUGCAGACGGGCGCCUACAUGUUGGUGGACGACACCCUGUUCUCCAGCGAUGCCCUGAAGGUGACGUUCCUCAUCACCCGCCUCACGGGGCCUGCCCUGCAGUGGGUGAUCCCCUACAUCAGGAAGGAGAGCCCCCUGCUCAAUGAUUACCGGGGCUUCCUGGCCGAGAUGAAGCGGGUCUUUGGAUGGGUGGAGGACGAGGACUUCUAGGCCAGGAGACCCUCGGGCCUGGGGACAGGUGCUCUCGGGGGAGGGUCCCCGCGCCGGUGGCUGCCGCCCAGAUCGCCGCAGGCGUCCUCCCACCGCGCCUCCCCAUCCCUGUGUUCCAGUGGCGGUGAUCUCCCCCGCGCUCCUGUUCCCUCCCGCGUAGUGCUUGCCUUUGUUCCAGGAAUAGCGCCCCAGGUUCCUGCUGCAGCUGGGCCUGGCUCUGGAGCGCGCCGCCGCCCUCUCCCGCCAGCCCGGCCCCUCCCAUGCGGACUUGGACUCUGUCCUGGGCUCCAGCUGCGAGCUGGGCUCCCGUUACACACUGGACAGACCCCCGCGCAGACCAGCCGUUACCAACCUCUCCCUGCCAGGCUAGCAGGCCUGCAUAGAUGUGCCCAGAGACCAGCGCUGCGGCUGCCAUCACCAUCCACCACCUCCCACCGACAGACUGCAGCCUCCAGCGAUCUCGUCUCACCCAGGAGGUAUCUGAGCUGGCCACAGCCCCUGGACAAUGAUUCCAACAGCUCGCCAACCCCUUGGAGGGGCCGGCCAGCCUUUCACCUUCAGGGGGCCCAUUCCCUCCCUACUCCCAGAGACACCUUCUAUUCCUGCCAGGUGGCUGCCAGGUCCCAGGGGUGCCCAGCAGCCAAAUCGAGUCACUCGUUUUCUCCUGUGGACCUGUUGGUUUUGCCCAGCACCCAGUUCUCUUCUGAGUUUGCAGCUGUCUCUCUGAUGUGUGCCUUUUGUGUAACACAGUGACCCCUGCAUUCUGCCCAGCUCUUCCACACUACCUAGACAAAAGUCUUUUUCCCUCAAUAUACAUCACAUAUUAUUAAAAAUAAAUGAAAUGUUAAUGAA